AUGCGUCAAACCCACGAAGAUAUCGAAACCCUCAAACAUCUAGCUUCCUGCGCCCUCCAGUCUCGAACCUCCAUCCCAAUUUCCCACCCCCGUCUCGCCCCGCUUUCCCAUCCACUCCCAACGCUUCGUUCCGCCGAACAGCUCACCCAACAACUUGUUCACCUCGCCGCGGAAAAGACCCUAUCUUUGUCUUCGCUGUACUCAAAUGACGAUACACUCCACCGAGUCAACCCCGACCUGUCAGCGCCCGACCCACUCUCUGCUUUCUACGCAAAGCUGCGCCAAGUUCGCGACGCUCAUCGUUCGGUCACUUUCGGCGUUACGCAGCCCCGCCCGGUUCCGACAGAAGGCGAGCGCGAUUUGGCUCUGCUCCAUGCCAGUCAUCAUCCAGUUGUGUUUUCUGGCGAGGAGGGCAACGGGCGCUAUCUUGAUUUCAUGCGGCACUACACAGCCUAUCUGAACGUCAUGUCCAAGGCUAAGCAAGGAAAGGAGAAUCAAAUUGAGUAUUACGAAUACGUUGACAAAGCUGUCACUGACUUUGACGCUGUCCCGCCAUCCGUUCGAAGCUCCCACGUCUACAGCAGAUAUCUUUCAGAUCUGUUGGCGUACUGCGUGGAUUUUGCACAGCGCGCGCAUCCGAUGGACCGUGUCGAGGAGCAUAUGGAGGUGGCCGAAGCAAACACGCGAAAAGCCAUGGAGGAAAAAUUGAAAGACAUCUCCCAUAGAAUGGCAAGCCCACAAGCAGUGCUGGACGAGCUUGGGGCCGACGGUGUGAAGAAGGAACUGGUAUCCCUCGGGCAGAAGUGCGGGGGCCGACCAGAGGAUCGCGCGGCGCGAUUACUGAAGGCAGCCAGAAACGGAAAGUUUGGAGAACGGGUGAUACUUGAGGGCGCCGUGAAGUUUGCGGUGGAGGAAGUGUUGGCAGAAGAGAAACGAGCCACUGUGGCAAAUGUGCGUAAAAAGCUGAGUUUGAGCUAUGCAGAAAUUGAAGCGGAACGAAUUGCUGAUGAGGCUGCGGGUGCUGAUGAGGACGAAGAAAUGGAGAGCACGCUCUACAACCCGAAGGACGUGCCACUGGGGUGGGACGGGAAACCCAUCCCAUACUGGAUGUAUAGGUUGCAUGGGCUUAAUCAUGAAUUCAAAUGUGAGAUAUGUGGUAACGCGACCUACAAAGGUCCUCGGGCUUUCGAGCGGCAUUUCACUGACUCGCAACACGUGCAGGGGUUGAAGUGUUUAGGGAUUGGAUACUCCAAGGCGUUUCUGAUGAUCACACGCAUUCAAGAUGCCAGGAUGCUAAAUGAAAAGCUAACCAAGCAAAGCGAGGCAGCGGCAUUUGAUGAGGACGCCGAGAUGGAAUUUGAAGAUCAGGAGGGAAACAUACUGAAUAAGAAGACAUACACAGACCUUAUUAAGCAGGGUCUCUUGUGA
This is a messenger RNA of Chondrus crispus (carragheen), 1428 nucleotides long. RefSeq lists its product as hypothetical. Gene Ontology annotation, cellular component: spliceosomal complex; nucleus. Gene Ontology annotation, biological process: mRNA splicing, via spliceosome. Bases 1 to 1428 code for a protein of 475 amino acids. Lineage: Eukaryota; Rhodophyta; Florideophyceae; Gigartinales; Gigartinaceae. The transcript is spliced from 2 exons. The record is from RefSeq and is a predicted model, not a curated record. Gene Ontology annotation, molecular function: zinc ion binding; RNA binding.